This is a messenger RNA of Saccostrea cuccullata (small rock oyster), 1068 nucleotides long. RefSeq lists its product as uncharacterized. The coding region runs from base 1 to 1068 and encodes 355 amino acids. Gene Ontology annotation, biological process: negative regulation of translation; proteasome-mediated ubiquitin-dependent protein catabolic process; protein polyubiquitination. Gene Ontology annotation, molecular function: ubiquitin protein ligase activity; translation repressor activity. NCBI's taxonomy places the organism in Eukaryota, Metazoa, Mollusca, Bivalvia, Ostreida, Ostreidae. The transcript is spliced from 2 exons. The record is from RefSeq and is a predicted model, not a curated record.
AUGCCUAGAUUAGUGUUACAGAAAUCUAUCAGAGUGAAAGGUGUUAGUCAGUGUGUUCACAUUUCCCGUGUAUCUUCAGACCGGGUCUGGAUCUGUGAUAAAGACAAUCUCAUAUUGACAAAUACUGCAGGUGAAGAACUAACUCGUUUGACAGGUAUAUCUAGUGGUGAAGGAGUACACACAGUGACAAGUGACGGCGAUUUAAUUUAUAUAGACAGGAAGGGUAACAUCAUUAAACUGUCUAAAGAUAACACAGUGAAGACUGUAUUAAAAUCGUACAACACAGAGCAAUGGGAACCACAUUGUGUCUACAGCUCCCCUUCCACUGGAUACCUGCUGGUCGGGAUAUAUAAUAAAUAUACAAGGAUAGGCCAGGUAAACCGUUACACUAAGACAGGACGACACCUACAGACCAUACAGCACGACAACACAGGUCAAGGACUGUAUAGAUAUCCUUUCUUCAUCACAGAGAACCGCAAUGGAGAUGUUAUUGUGACUGACCCUGUCCAUGGUGUAGUGGUGACAGACAGUAGAGGUAGACAUCGAUUCUCCUACACAGAGCUUACAUCAGGAUUACGACUAUGGCCAUAUGGAAUCUGUACUGACGCGCUGUCACACAUCCUGGUGUGUGAUUAUGUAACUCAAGUAGUAAAGAUUCUGGACAGGGACGGUCACUUCCUGUCAAAUACAAAGACACCAUAUGCACAACACGGGAAAGACGGACCAUGCGGUCUGAAUUAUGAUGACAGAACUCAGUUUUUCUGGGUAGGAUCACGGUACGACAACACAGUAAACAUCUAUAGACUUAUCUAUGAAGACUCUCUGACCGCUCUCCCGGUGGAGAACUUGAAGUGUGAGAAGCAUCCCAAGAGGUACAUUGUUUCCAGUUCUGUAUCCCGUGUGAGGCCGCCUUGUGUGAGAUCUGUAUCACGUCCUCUAGUGAUCAUAAAAUUCAUGAUGUUAGAGAUGUUGAGAAAUUGUUUCGUGAAAUUUACAAGAGGACAGGUUGGUAACGAUGUACAGUUGAAGAAAAUCUUUGACAAUCUUGAGUUUGUAGUAGAGGUUUGA